AUGGACUGCAAGGAGGAAAUCAGUGACUCUGAUAGUGGAAUCAUGCUGCACUCUGGUCCAGACAGCCCCACCUCACCAGUGAAGGACCUGAGCACCCACACACGAGCCAUGAGGCUGAAGCAUCAGGCUUUAGAGGACAAGCUGGAGCUGUGCCUGCAGGAGCUGAAGAAGCUGUGCAUCCGUGAAGCAGAGCUGACUGGAAAACUGCCACUCGAUUACCCGCUGCUCCCUGGUGAAAAGCCUCCAGAGAUCCGAAGACGCGUAGGAACUGCCUUUAAACUGGAUGAGAGUUUCAUUCAGCAAGAUGGACAGGAAUCAGAGCUACAUGCACUGGAGACAGAUUUAGCCUUGCACCAAAAGAUUUAUGAAGCAGCCCGCAAACUAUCCCUUGAGGAACACCUCAGCAAGCCAGUGAAAAAGAGCCGUUUGCAGCAGUGCAAACGUGAAGAGAGGAAAGUGAAGGAGCUGCAGGAGGCUGUGUUGAAGCAUCGCAUUAAUCAUGGCUGCGUGUCCCCACAGACCUGCCACACGUCAAGGCAGAAAGAUCUUUUUAUUUCAGAUGAUAGUUCCUUGUCUGAUGCUGCAGCACUUGAUGAUGAGAUAGAGUCCAGUCCGUUUUCAUCCACAGCUGUGGACUCUCCUUCAGAAGAUGUUUUCCUGCCUUCAGGGAGUCCUCAUUGCUCUCCCAGUCACGGUCCCCAACAAACCAGCUCCAGUUCCAGUCUGGAGUAUGAGCGCUCUCCCAUUCAGAACUCCCCCUGGAGAGAAUCCAGUCUAGAUCAGCCCUAUCAGAAGAGCAAGAAGUCCCUCUCUGCGUGCAGUAGUCGGUCCAGCAGCCCCACAGGGAGUCCAGUGGACCUCCGUUUGUCAGAUAUUCCCCCACCCCCUCAGUUUGUCUUCAGAAGCCUGGCUAUGUGUAACAAUCACUCUAAUAGUGCACCAUCUACACCAGAACUGCCAGUACGACGCCAGUUCUCCCAGUCCUUUAGACUGCCCAAAAGCAAGCCGGACUUUGGAAAGUUGUCUAACUCGGACCAGAACCGGGGACGUGCCAGGAUGCCGAGACGUCGUGCAGCUGACUUUGCUGUGACCUCAACAGCUUUCUCGCCCAGGCUGCUGUACCAGUCCAGCUCUGAGGACAGCAGCUCAGAGCACUCCAUGUCCUCCUCCUACACUGGCUCACCCAGUCGCGAGGCUAAACCCUGCCCACCUCCUUACGGAUACCACCUCAGCGCUCACCAUAAGGUUUCGGCUCCGUUAACUGCACCAAACCUUAGAAAAAACAACUCACCUCAGCCUGCCACUGGCCCCUCCCGGGGACCUAUUCCUGACCAGACUACAGCUGAGACCGAGAUGGCAAAGUUACAGCUUGGUUCACCAUCACCAGCUAAUUUGGGGACCCAAAACAAACAUUUGGGUGGGGAAAUCACCUCCCCAAAAAGGAUCCUCAAACCCCCACCUCCAUACGCAGGGCUGGUCCGAACACCUUCGUUGAGAGAGUACCCAAAUCAUGCCAGCAGGGCUCUUCCUCGAGAGGUGGUAUCAGCAGAUCUCAAAUCCUGGCACCAGAGGAACAACCUGCAAGGGUUCCAGCCUCGCUCGUUUGAGCGGCAGGGAUCAAUCCGAAUUAAGCGCUUACCCAAAGAGGGGCCACCUCCCUAUGACCAAAUCCACCCUGUCAGACAGGGUCCUCAGAAAGUGAUACUCCAGAGGGCUCCUGAUGGGACCCCACUACAGUGGUAUGAGGAGGAGAAUUCUGAGAUCAUAAGCCAGGUGUAA
Molecule: messenger RNA, 1779 nt
Organism: Chanos chanos (milkfish)
Lineage: Eukaryota; Metazoa; Chordata; Actinopteri; Gonorynchiformes; Chanidae
Gene: inavaa
Product: innate immunity activator a
Exons: 9
Coding region: 1-1779 (592 amino acids)
Biological process (GO): positive regulation of protein ubiquitination; adherens junction maintenance
Source: RefSeq, a predicted model, not a curated record